Molecule: messenger RNA, 675 nt
Organism: Triticum aestivum (bread wheat)
Lineage: Eukaryota; Viridiplantae; Streptophyta; Magnoliopsida; Poales; Poaceae
Exons: 1
Coding region: 1-675 (224 amino acids)
Biological process (GO): regulation of DNA-templated transcription
Molecular function (GO): protein dimerization activity
Source: RefSeq, a predicted model, not a curated record
AUGUGUGAGGCUCUUAGUGACAUCACAUGGAUGCCGGAGACUAGUCUUAUUUUAAGCACCAGGAGAGCCCCUGUUUCUGGUACAUCUGGCCUCUGCUACAGGGAAAAAGGAAGAGAAGAGGAUAUAGAAGCCAUGCAAGGUCCUAAAACCAGCACCAAGACCUUCAAGCAGGCCUUCCUCAAGAAACUCAUCCUCGGCCUGCAGCUCCAGGGACGCAUGAGAACUUCCUUCGGCAGCGACGCCAUGAGCCUCCACGAGAGGAAGCUCGCCAUCAAGUCCUCCGCCAACGCCGCCAUGGUGGCCGCGCGUCGUGCCUCCCGCACCGACGCGAGGUGGCCCAAGGCCAUCUUGGCCUCGGCGGCCGUCUCACCAUCAUCCAGCGCGUGCAAGGUGCAGAGGUGCAGGCGGAUGGUGAGCAGAUGCUGCCGCCGGAAGAGGAGCUGGAUUAGAUCAGGUCGCGCUAGUGGUGGCGACGUUGCGAGGAGGAUAAUGGUGCUGAGGGAGGUGAUACCCGGAGGCCGGGACGCCACCGUCAACGAGGCCACCCUACUACGCGAGGCCAUGGACUACGCAGUGCACCUGCGCGCUCAGGUCGACAUGCUCCGCCUGCUAUCGGAAGCCGUGCAAAGAUCCAGCUCCUGCUCGGCUGCUCCCGGCGGGUACGUGGCAAUCUAA